AUGCAUUCCGCAUGGAUUUGGGGCCUCCAUCGAGUUUGGGAACAGUGAGAGCCACAGCAGUACGGGAAUACUCCAUGAUUCCAUCACUCUCCGCUCAACAACCACGACAACGACAGCAAUAACUACCUUUAAGAUAGGAACCAAUGGCCUUUCACUGACUCACAUCACAACCAAACAACACAGAAAAGGGAAACGAAGAGGUCAUUCAUGGAGGUUAAAGCCAGAGCUCCAGGCAAGAUAAUACUCUCAGGGGAACAUGCUGUUGUUCAUGGAUCCACUGCUGUUGCCGCCUCUAUCAACUUAUACACCUACGUUACUCUCCGCUUCUCCACCCCUUCCGACGAUCAGGAUUCGUUGAAACUUGUGUUGAAGGAUGAGGGUUUAGAGUUCUCGUGGCCGACUAACAGAAUCAAACAAGAAUUUCCGGAAUCAUCAGCUGAGCCGCAAUCUCCGGCGCCACCCUCGUGCUCCGUCGAGUCUGCCAAGUCUAUUGCAUCUCUCGUUGAAGGACUCAACAUUCCUGAGGCCAAGAUCGCUAUUGCUUCUGGUGUUUCUGCUUUCCUUUGGUUAUACACUUCCAUUCAUGGAUUUAAGCCUGCUACUGUGUCUUUCACUUCUGAACUUCCCAUGGGUUCCGGCCUUGGAUCAUCAGCCUCGUUUUGCGUGGCGCUGGCGGCUGCCUUGCUCGCCUGCACUGAUUUUGUUUCUCUGGAUUUGAAACAACAAGGAUGGCAGUCUUUUCAGGAGAAGCAACUUGAUUUGGUAAAUAAAUGGGCUUUUGAAGGCGAGAAGAUCAUCCACGGAAAGCCCUCUGGAAUUGACAACUCUGUUAGCGCAUAUGGUAACAUCAUAAGUUUCAAGUCUGGUAGCAUGACACACAUGAAGGCAAAUACGUUACUGAAAAUGCUCAUAACUAACACCAAAGUAGGGAGAAACACGAAAGCAUUGGUGGCUGGUGUUUCAGAGAGGAUGCUAAGGCACCCGGACGCAAUGGCUUUUGUGUUCAGUGCUGUUGAUUCUAUUAGCCAGGAAUUAACCUUGAUUUUGCAGUCACCAGCAUCAGAUGAUGUUCUCUCUGUAACGCAGAAAGAAGAGAAGAUAGCGGAACUGAUGGAAAUGAAUCAAGGUUUGCUCCAAUCUAUGGGGGUUAGUCAUGUCACAAUAGAAACUGUUCUUAGAACGACAUUGAAGUACAAGUUGGCUUCUAAAUUGACCGGAGCUGGUGGUGGUGGCUGUGUUCUCACACUGCUUCCAACAUUGUUAUCAGGUUUCGUUGUUGAAAAAGUAAUUGCUGAAUUGGAGUCAUGCGGGUUCCAGUGUUUCACUGCCGAAAUUGGUGGGAAAGGUGUUGAAAUUAACUUUGAAGUGUCAUCUUGAUCUUUCUCUUUUGUCCGGAAGGAUUACCAUCGGUGAUUGAAGAUCUUCAAAAUAAAUAGCAUGAAAAUAUAUGCUUCAAUCUUUUUGCAUGUAAUUUCUAGCAUAACUUUGGAUUUGUUGGUACUCGGAACACAUUUUUUUGUAACCGUGAAUUGGUGAACACGUAGUUCUUAACACCACAAUUAAUUUUUGUUCCAUACUGAUCUCUGUUAUUAGCACUAGAAACUCUUCCUUUGCAAAUGGAUGGCAAACACAUAUAUUUGGUUUGAUGGUUUCAAUUACGGUUAUGUAAUUGAUUAUUUUAUGUAUUUAUUAUUGGUGUA
Messenger RNA from Arachis ipaensis, 1700 nucleotides. It is a transcript of the gene MK, whose product is annotated as mevalonate kinase. Gene Ontology annotation, cellular component: cytosol; cytoplasm. Gene Ontology annotation, molecular function: ATP binding; mevalonate kinase activity. Lineage: Eukaryota; Viridiplantae; Streptophyta; Magnoliopsida; Fabales; Fabaceae. Gene Ontology annotation, biological process: isopentenyl diphosphate biosynthetic process, mevalonate pathway; isoprenoid biosynthetic process. The record is from RefSeq and is a predicted model, not a curated record.